Molecule: messenger RNA, 1087 nt
Organism: Trichogramma pretiosum
Lineage: Eukaryota; Metazoa; Arthropoda; Insecta; Hymenoptera; Trichogrammatidae
Product: kininogen-1-like
Exons: 4
Coding region: 350-874 (174 amino acids)
Source: RefSeq, a predicted model, not a curated record
AUGAUUUCGAGCGAAGUUGACUUGAAUAGCUAAGUACUCUGUGUAAUUUUUGUAACAAAAGAUCAAAUAUUUAUAAAAAAAGUCAAUAAUAAUAUCAAAAUGGGCUUUAAGGAUGUUGAAUGGUGCAAAAAAACGCCAACAAUGAUGACGUCACGGGCCCAAAGCAUCAUCGUCAUCAAUAUCGUCUUCGGCAUAAGCGGUUACAUCUACCUAAUAAUAAAGAACCAGUCUGGGUUUCUUGUUUGUGCAACUCGUUUCGAUCAGGCUAUAUAAAUUGUGGCGCACUUUGUCCGAACGCCAGUUUUCUCCUAGCUCUUGUUUGGGUAAGAACUUUGAUUAUAGCUUCAAAAUGGUAAAAUACGCUAUUGCCUUCGUUUUGGCCUUUGCGGCUGUAGCUACUGGUUUUCCUCAACACGAGCAGCAUCCCGAUGGAAGUGAACAUUACCCAGGAGAUGGACAUGAUCAUCACAUUGUAAGGAUUGUUCGUCACAUUGCUAUGCAGAAUGGACCAGAACAUUACCCUGGAGAUGGGCAUGACCAUCAUGUUGUUAGAGUAGUCCGAGAAGCUGAUCCCACUCAUCACCAUGACCAUUACCAUGGACAUGGGCACGGCCACGGUCACGGUCAAGUUCCUUACCCUCACGGUGGCGGUUUUGGACAUGGUGUUGGCCCAGUAGGUAUCGGUCAUGGAGGUAUUGGUCAUGGACAUGGAGUAGCUCCAGGCUACGGCGGAUUCAACAAUGGAUUUGGUAAUGCUAACGCUAAUGCUCAAGCCAAUGCUCAAGCUUCUAGUUUUGGCGUCGGUGGACCUUUUGGUGGUUCGAGUGGAUCAUUUGCUCAGGCCAAUGCUAAUGCUGGAGCAUUCGGUAGAUAAAUUGGUUCAUUAACAAAAACAGAUAUUAGUUAAAAUUCACAUUGAAAACAUAAACUAAAAAUAAUCUGACCAUUUGAACAUUAAGACGCUCAUCAAAAAUAUAGUAAAUAUAAUUUAUUGGCAUUAAUGUUUAUGGUAAUCUUUAUAAAAUUUGUAAGAUAUUUAAGUUCUUAUAAUGUUUUAAAUAAGUUGUAUAAAUAAACUUAACUUUAU